GUUGGCAGCCCAUAGAUCGAGCGGAAUUACGAAUUUAAACUGAUGUGUGUUUGCUCUAUGUAUGCAGUUUUGUGUUGAUGAGUUAAUUGUUAUUAUUGAUCUAAUCUUUGCAUCUUGGUUGGUCGUUACUUACUGUUUAUCCGCAAACGUAAAAUAUGUACGAGAUUUUUGGAAACGGGGAAGCAGUAACUGUUCGUAAGAAUAAUAGUAUUCCGAAGCCGCAUCUUAGCAGUUCUAUACCUAUCAAAGGUGAGCUAAAUCAGAAAUUGAGACCUCUGAGUUUAGGAAGCAGCAAAAUAGUUCUUGGCGAUGUCAGCAACAAAGUGAAAAAUACGCUUACAGCAGAUACUCAGUCCCAUCUGCGUUCCCUGUCACCUAACAAAUCAAUAAAGAAAACUUUGUUUUCUGAAGGUCUUAUCCAUGGUGGCCAUUCAGCGAAGGAAUCUGGUAUUCAAAUCAGUAGAAGGGACAAGUCUCCUAAGAAAGUAAAGACCCAGUUCACACCAAAGCCAACAGCCAAGAGUUCAACUCUUGGGGCAACAAAAGUUUCAAUAUUUGUAGAUACUUGGAAUGAUGGUUGUCAGGAACCAUCAGAUCCCGAAUUAGAUGAAGUAUUUCUUCCCAGUCAGAAUGAAUUGGAUACUUGUGACCUGGACGUAUCGCCACAGAAGAUCUAUGGGUGCUGUGAAGGAUGUGAGACACCAGAUGAUAGUGCUGGUGGUUGGUUGCUGGAACCUUUGUGGGAUAAUAAAGACGACCUUGCUAGGAUAAUUAAUCUGGAACCAAGCCCUGAGAUAGAACCAGACUUUCCAGGUGUUGAACAUUUCAGUGCACAAAAUCCAACAGAUGAAAAUAAUUUUGAUGAACUUUUUGAAGUGGAUGACCCUUGCUACCCAGAGCCACUCAUUGAUGAUGUCCCUUUGGCAGACUUGGAGUGGUGAAGUCUUUUAAAAACCUUAAUAUUAAAUUGAAUUAGUAGCUUUUAGUAAUCCCAACAAAAAAAAAAAAAAAAAAAAAUU
Messenger RNA from Schistocerca americana (American grasshopper), 1019 nucleotides. RefSeq lists its product as uncharacterized. The record is from RefSeq and is a predicted model, not a curated record. The transcript is spliced from 4 exons. NCBI's taxonomy places the organism in Eukaryota, Metazoa, Arthropoda, Insecta, Orthoptera, Acrididae. The coding region runs from base 156 to 941 and encodes 261 amino acids.